UUUCAUUUAAUUUCAUCUAUGAAAUUGCUUAGGAAUCCGAAUCGACUCCAUCAUCGUUCAUUCACUGCUAUUAAGCAUGGGAUUAUAUUUGCACAAAUAAAAAGCUAAAACGCACACUUUACAGAUCGCAACAUCCAUAGCUGUUUGUUGUUCUGUACAAAUCGGCAAGAAUUCGGCCAAAAUCAAAACCAUGUGAAAAUAUCAUAACUUGAAAUGUUUCUUUGCUCAAGUCAAAUGCGAGUGUCGAUUCUCCCUGCUUCAGCCACCAAUGAUACUACAGACUCUUCGAACCUCUAUCGGCGUUGGUUCCUAAUCUUGCUAGGCUGUGGAGGAUACGAUACCAGGAUCUGCGAACGCACGUAAGUCUCUUUAGGGUUUUGACGGGAAGCCGCAGCAGUCUGUCCAACACCACGUUCUAGGGGAGGUAAUCGUUCCUCAUCUAAUCCUCUUCUUUUACACAGGAAAAGAAGCGAGUGGCCUUGCGAGAGUAGUUUUUAGGGAGAGAAAUCGGAUGCUAGUGACGAGAUUGCUUUGCACACGACGAAGGUGGAAGGUAAAAUCGAAUUUACAGCGGACCCGAUUGUGAAAGCCUGAAAGAAAUGGAAAACAAGCAAUAAUCAUUUCUCAUCCUAGAGAGAGAAGCAUGGAGACAGCUAUUUGUGGGAGAUUUGCUCUCUCGCCCAAUCACGCUUUCAAUCCCAAACCAGGGGACAAAAACCCUCUUUGUAAAGGGUCAUGUGUCAAUCAUGGAACUCCCAUGGUAGUUUCAGCAACAGUAGCAAGCAAAGGAGGUGGGGUAUUAGAUAGGCCAGUUAUUGAAAGAACCACUCCUGGCCGUGAAUCAGAAUUUGAUUUGAGGAAAUCCAGGAAAGUAGCUCCUCCUUAUCGUGUUAUACUGCAUAAUGACAACUUCAACAAACGAGAGUACGUCGUACAAGUUUUGAUGAAGGUCAUCCCAGGAAUGACGCUUGACAAUGCAGUUAACAUAAUGCAAGAGGCACAUUACAACGGCUUGGCUGUGGUGAUUAUUUGUUCUCAGGCUGAUGCUGAAGAACACUGCAUGCAACUGAGGGGUAAUGGACUAAUGAGUUCGAUAGAACCUGCUAGCGGUGGCUGCUGAAGAUGGCGUAUAUUUAGAUCCAUAUGAACCUGUAACUGUCGAUAUAUCAUUCUCAGAAUUAGAUAGUGUAUAUAACUCAGUAGUGCCAUUGUGAAUACUUGCUCAUCCUAUGAUCAAGAUGAGGACAAGGGAUGGUUAUAAUUUUGAAUAAAAGUGGUGUAAGUUUACUCUUUA
Tripterygium wilfordii is the source of this 1294-nucleotide messenger RNA. Its product is annotated as ATP-dependent Clp protease adapter protein CLPS1, chloroplastic-like. The transcript has 4 exons. The record is from RefSeq and is a predicted model, not a curated record. Lineage: Eukaryota; Viridiplantae; Streptophyta; Magnoliopsida; Celastrales; Celastraceae. The coding region runs from base 644 to 1120 and encodes 158 amino acids. Gene Ontology annotation, biological process: proteolysis; protein catabolic process.